This is a messenger RNA of Zeugodacus cucurbitae (melon fly), 3207 nucleotides long. RefSeq lists its product as uncharacterized. The record is from RefSeq and is a predicted model, not a curated record. Gene Ontology annotation, molecular function: monooxygenase activity; oxidoreductase activity, acting on paired donors, with incorporation or reduction of molecular oxygen; heme binding. Lineage: Eukaryota; Metazoa; Arthropoda; Insecta; Diptera; Tephritidae.
UUGCCCUUACUUCACAAGAUAAAUAAAAGGGACAAAAUAAUAAUAUAGAGGUUUCAUGAAAAAAAUCCAAAGUUUUUUUUUGGCCGUUUCCUGUAUGCAAUUGAAACAUCUUAUCGUAGAAUCACCCAAAUAUGUGAUUCAAAAGACUCGAUCAGUUGGUCCCUUAUGAAUACUUAUAAGUAUAAGUGCGUAAAAUGUAAUGGGUUCACACGCAACUUUCAUUUCAGAAAUGUUAUAUGUAUUAAAAGAAAAAGAGGCUGAAUAUGGAGGUAUAUUCUUAUCUUGGUUUGGUCCGUUUCCCGUAGUUGUCGUGAGCGACCCUCAAAUAACACAGGACAUUUUAACAUCGCCAAAUUGUGUUAACAAGAGUUUUGUGUAUAAAGGAGUUGAGGACGCAACUGGUCCAGGGUUAUUCACAAUACCUGAUCCCGAAUGGAGUUAUCAUAGGAAGUUAUUGAAUCCAGCUUUUGUGCAUAAGAUAUUGCUUAAUUGCAUUCCAAUAUUUAAUAAAGAGGUUGAUGAGUUAAUGCAAGUAUUUGAAACUUUAAUCGAUGUUGAUGGCGUGAAUUUGGUGACAAUACUGGAAGAGUUUACAUUGAAAAUAGCUACCCAAACUACAAUGGGUCAAAAUGGUUCAGCUCUUAAUGAAUCGUUAUUGCAUUCUUUUCCAUACGUCCUAGAGACCGUUACCGAAAUGAGUACUCUGUCGUGGUUAGGCAUGAAGGCGGUGGUUUGGAUUUUAGGCGAUUAUGAGCGAUAUAAAAGGUCCAAAAUGGCUAUUCGUAAAUACAUAGGAAAUCUAAUUACGGAAGGCACUAAGGUUACGCCGGACCAAACGAAGAUGGACGGCAAUAUCUUUAUAAAUCGAGCUAUCGAAUUACUUCAGCAGGGGAGCUUUACGCGUAAAAAUGUUGAGGAUGAAUAAUUUGUCAUAGUUUUCGGGGCUUUUGAAACGACUGCAACCACUUUAAAACAAAUUUUAAUUUUAUUGGCUAUGCACCCUCAAUACCAGGAGCGAGCAUUUGAAGAAGUCUAUUCGUUGUUCCCGGACAGCGGAUCUUUCGAAAUGAGUUAUUCGGACAUUCAACAACUUUCGUACGUUAGCAUGCUGAUUGAUGAAACGAUGCGUGUCAUGGCCACCGUUCCACUAGUCGGAAGACAGCUGAAUGCGGACACGAAACUAAGCAACGGCAUCGUUCUGCCCAAAGGAAUUCAAGUACUAAUCGAUAUAUUUAAUAUGCAACGCAGGGAAGAUAUUUGGGGGGCGGAAGCUCACCGCUUUAACCCUGAAAAUUUCUUGCGAAAACAUCCGUAUUCAUAUAUACCCUUUACGAAAGGCAUGCGGAAUUGUAUUGGCUCUAAAUAUGCUUUAUUGUCGCUAAUAAUUGUCGUGGCCAAACUUGUAAGAAAUUUCCGAUUCACAACCGACUUUGAAUACAACAAUUUAUAUUUCGUCGAAAACAUUACAAUAAAACUCAAGGAAGCACCGCUGAUCAGAAUUCAUAAGCGAGAUAUGUUUUGCAUUAGUGAAAUACAUAAAAUGUUCUUAGUGAAUUUUUUCUUCAGUUUUUGUAUAAUUUCCUUAUGUAUGAUCCUAUGGUCGCGUAGGAAAUACUAUAAAUUGAUAUUUAAGUUGCCAGGCCGAAUUGGAUAUCCCAUCCUGGGCAAUGCGUUAGAAAUCAAACAAAGAGAUGAAAUGUUAUAUGUAUUAAAAGAAAAAGAGGCUGAAUAUGGAGGUAUAUUCUUAUCUUGGUUUGGUCCGUUUCCCGUAGUUGUCGUGAGCGACCCUCAAAUAACACAGGACAUUUUAACAUCGCCAAAUUGUGUUAACAAGAGUUUUGUGUAUAAGGGAGUUGAGGACGCAACUGGUCCAGGGUUAAUCACAAUAGCUGAUCCUGAGUGGAGUUAUCAUAGGAAGUUAUUGAAUCCGGCUUUCGCGCAUAAGAUAUUGCUUAAUUUCAUUCCAAUAUUUAAUAAAGAGGUUGAUGAGUUAAUGCAAGUAUUUGAAACUUUAAUCGAUGUUGAUGGCGUGAAUUUGGUGACAAUACUGGAAGUGUUUACAUUGAAAAUAGCUGCCCAAACUACAAUGGGUCAAAGGGGUUCAGCUCUUAAUGAAACGUUAUUGCAAUCUUUUUCAUACGUUCUAGAGACCGUUAGCGAAAUGAGUAUCCUGUCAUGGUUAGACAUGAAGGCGCUGGUUUGGAUUUUAGGCGAUUAUGAGCGAUAUAAAAGGUCCAAAAUGGCUAUUCGUAAAUACAUAGGAAAUCUAAUAACGGAACGCACUAAGGUUACGCCAAACCAAUCGAAGUUGGACGGCAAUAUCUUUAUAAACCGAGCUAUCGAAUUACUUCAGCAAGGGAGUUUUACGCGUAAAAAUGUUGAGGAUGAAUCAUUUGUCAUAGUUUUCGGGGCUUUUGAAACGACGGCAACCACUUUAAAACAAAUUUUAAUUUUAUUGGCUAUGCACCCUCAAUAUCAGGAGCGAGCAUUCGAAGAAGUCUCUUCGUUGUUCCCGGAAAGCGGAUCUUUCGAAAUGAGUUAUUCGGAUAUUCAACAACUUUCGUACGUUAGCAUGCUGAUUGAUGAAACGAUGCGUGUCAUGGCCACCAUUCCACUAGUCGGAAGACAGCUGAUAGCGGACAUGAAACUAAGCAAUGGCAUCGUUCUGCCCAAGGGAAUUCAAGUACUAAUCGAUAUAUUUAAUAUGCAACGCAGGGAAGAUAUUUGGGGGGCGGAAGCUCACCGCUUUAAUCCUGAAAAUUUCUUGCCAUCGAAUAUAGAGGGAAAGCAUCCGUAUUCAUAUAUACCCUUUACGAAAGGCAUGCGGAAUUGUAUAGGCUCUAAAUAUGCUUUAUUGUCGCUAAAAAUUGCCGUGGCCAAACUUGUCAGAAAUUUCCGAUUCACAACCGACUUUGAAUACAACAAUUUACAUUUCGUCGAAAACAUUGCAAUAAAACUCAAGGAAGAGCCGCUGAUCAGAAUUCAUAAGCGAGAGAUGUAAUUCCUUUAAAUGCAUAUGUUCAGUUAUACAUACAUACAUGUUUACUUAAUAAUAACUGGACAAGCGUUACCACCAUAUUGUAAUUUACGGCUUCACUUCACUACAAAAAACGGCAUAUUGGAGUAAAACCGAACUGAUCGGAUAAAGUAGGCUUUUUAGAAUUAGUUAAUACAUAUAAAUAAAUGCACAUUUAAAAAGGGUAAUAU